This is a messenger RNA of Abrus precatorius (Indian licorice), 936 nucleotides long. Its product is annotated as glycine-rich protein DOT1-like. The transcript has 2 exons. The record is from RefSeq and is a predicted model, not a curated record. Lineage: Eukaryota; Viridiplantae; Streptophyta; Magnoliopsida; Fabales; Fabaceae. Bases 1 to 936 code for a protein of 311 amino acids.
AUGGCCUCUAAAGAAGCCUUACUCAACCUAGGUCUUUUGGCCAUGCUCGCUUUCAUCUCUUCAAUGAUGGUGGUAGCUAGAGACUUGGUGGAAGCUUCCGCAAUGUCUAGAACGGGUGAAGUAGCUAAAGAGCAAAAUUACGUGAGUGAAGUGAAAAAUGAAAAAUUUACAGGCCACGAACAUGUUGAUGGGGUGUGUUCCACACUAAAUUGCUUCGGUUUCCCUGGUUUCGGUUGGCCUGGGGGUGGUGGCAUGCCUGGUUGGGGAUAUGGGGGCGGGCCUGGAGGUGGCUACGGAGGUGGACCUGGUGGCGGCUAUGGGGGUGGACCUGGUGGUGGCUAUGGGGGUGGGGGGCCUGGUGGGCCAGGAGGUGGGGGACCGGGAGGACCUGGUGGCCCACGAGGAGGAGGGCCUGGAGGGCCAGGAGGUGGAGGGCCCGGUAGGCCAGGAGGUGGAGAGCCUGGUGGGCCAGGAGGAGGUGGACCUGGAGAGGGUGGUCCUGGUGGUGGAGGAGGGCCUGGAGGUGGUUACGGGGGUGGGCCUGGCGGUAGUGGACCUGGAGGGCCAGGAGGUGGCGGACCCGGUGGCGGAGGUGGUUAUGGGGGUGGGCCAGGAGGAGGUGGUGGUCCUGGUGGGCCAGGAGGUGGUUAUGGAGGAGGUGGAGGGCCUGGAGGUGGUGGACCUGGCGGGCCAGGAGGAGGUGGUCCUGGUGGGCCAGGAGGGGGAGGUCCUGGUGGGCCAGGAGGUGGAGGGCCUGGUGGACCUGGCGGUGGUUAUGGAGGAGGUGGUGGUGGACCUGGCGGGCCAGGAGGAGGUGGUCCUGGUGGGCCUGGUGGGGGUGGUGGAUAUGGUGGCGGGGGGCCUGGAGGGGGUGGUGGAUAUGGGGGAGGAGGGCCUGGUGUUACAAGCUACUCUAGUGGCCACAACCACAACUAG